This is a messenger RNA of Drosophila takahashii, 1723 nucleotides long. It is a transcript of the gene eIF4E1, whose product is annotated as eukaryotic translation initiation factor 4E1. Gene Ontology annotation, cellular component: cytoplasm; eukaryotic translation initiation factor 4F complex. Gene Ontology annotation, biological process: translational initiation. The record is from RefSeq and is a predicted model, not a curated record. Lineage: Eukaryota; Metazoa; Arthropoda; Insecta; Diptera; Drosophilidae. Gene Ontology annotation, molecular function: RNA 7-methylguanosine cap binding; translation initiation factor activity.
ACUAAGUUCCCUCCUUGCUCUGGUCACACUGUCUGGCCACCAAAAACCCAAACUUAAUUAAAGAAUUUAAUAAUUCUAAUAAUAAUUAAGCCCAGUCACCUACGCAGAGCGAGUGCGUAACCGAACCGCGAUACUUUCGAUACCUUUGCCAUCGAAAUCAUGGUAGUGUUGGAGACGGAGAAGGCAAUCUGUGUUUUUAUGUCAAGUACGUGCGCGUGUGUGUGUGUGCUGUAAUUCCAUCGCCACUUUCGAUUCGGAGUUCGCUAGGAACAUUUGUUCGCCUUUUUUUACCAGUAGCGUAGAGUAGUGAAGCAGGAUAAACUCCACAUAUACUCAAUAUAUACUUACACCCCCAAACAACCAACCAACCACUCAAUAUACCAACAAGUUUAACGAGUUUUUUGUAUUAUCAUUACUUAGUUAUUUGGUUAAUAAAACACAAGUGAAAAGCGAACUGCAGGGAAGAUAUCAAGAAACAAUCCGAAAUCCACACACACUCGAACAGAAAUCAAAAGCUUCGCUCUCUCGCGCACACAGACGCACCACCACCACCACCACCACCACAAGUAUCACAAACACCACGACAGAGAGAGCGGCAAGUGAAUCACGGCGAAUCCGAUCCGAAUCCUCUACGGAACCGAUAAGAACUGAUCCUACCAUCAAACGCAUCCAAUAAACACGGCCGCCAACAUGCAGAGCGACUUUCACAGAAUGAAGAACUUUGCCAAUCCCAAGUCCAUGUUCAAAACCAGCGCCCCCAGCAGCGAGCAGCAGGGUCGUCCGGAACCAUCCGCUCCAUCGGCUGCCGCCCCCGCCAAGGCCGAGGUCAAGGAGGUCAAACCGAAGGAGGAUGCCCAGGAGGCUGGUGAGCCCGCGGCACCCACCAGUGCCGUCGCCGCCGACGAUGCUGUGCGCACCGAGCACCUGUUCAAACACCCGCUCAUGAACGUCUGGACGUUGUGGUACCUCGAAAACGAUCGGUCCAAGUCCUGGGAGGACAUGCAGAACGAGAUCACCAGCUUCGACACCGUCGAGGACUUCUGGAGCCUGUACAACCACAUCAAGCCGCCAUCGGAGAUCAAACUGGGCAGUGACUACUCGCUCUUCAAGAAGAACAUUCGUCCCAUGUGGGAGGAUGCUGCUAACAAGCAGGGCGGUCGCUGGGUCAUCACACUGAAUAAGAGCUCCAAGAGCGAUCUGGAUAACCUCUGGCUCGAUGUGCUGCUUUGCCUGAUUGGCGAGGCCUUCGAUCACUCCGACCAGAUCUGUGGCGCUGUCGUAAACAUUCGCGGCAAGAGCAACAAGAUUUCCAUCUGGACUGCCAACGGCAACAACGAGGAGGCUGCUUUGGAAAUUGGCCACAAGCUGCGCGAUGCCCUGCGUCUGGGACGCAACAACUCGCUGCAGUACCAGCUGCACAAGGACACGAUGGUCAAGCAGGGCUCCAACGUCAAGUCGAUCUACACUUUGUAGGCUGCCGGGCCACGCCCGCCAACCGAUCCGAUCCCUCAGAGUUUAGUUAGUUUGUGUUGCCUUUAUUUAUGGUUAUAAACAACAGCAGCGAUUGAUCGUAACUCUUGUCCAAGACCCGCGUAACGAAACCGAAAUGAACCCCGUUUGUUAUCAAAAAUCGGCAGCAUUAAAUCGAUCCGCUUUUUGUAGUCAUUGUCAAUAAUGGAUUUAACGGAAAAGUAUAAUAAUAAAAACCUACAUUAAAACCGGA